Parasteatoda tepidariorum (common house spider) is the source of this 3921-nucleotide messenger RNA. The record is from RefSeq and is a predicted model, not a curated record. NCBI's taxonomy places the organism in Eukaryota, Metazoa, Arthropoda, Arachnida, Araneae, Theridiidae.
AAAAUUCCUUUUUUUUUCAGUCCAUCUAUUUCUUUUAUUAGUUCUUAUCUAGUUUUGGCUGAAAAUCUUUCACACACACAUCAAUUGAUAAUGAUACUGGCAUUGCUUUUUUGAAGAUUGAUGUAAUUAGGAAAAUUCAUCUGGUCUGUUGGUGUUUUGAGCAGGGAUAAUAUGAUCACCAAGGUUAAAUGAUUUGGAGACAUAAAUUGGAACUUUUUUCACGAGUUUAUGGACAGCCAGGCAUAACUGCGAACAACUGAAUAAGAUAUCAUUUUCACUUCAUGAAGCUGUCUUGAAAUAUUCCAGAUGUUAGACUGAAGCGAUUGCUUCCUUGUUAUUCAACAUGAACAAUGAAGAUAGUGUGUGUUCAGCGCUAGAUAAUAAUACAGUGUUACAGCCAGGAGAACAUUUAGUGAAAAAUUCGAACACUCGUCAAGGUCUGGGAGCUUAUUCCAGUCAGCAAGAUGAAGAAAUUGAUGCUUUGCAUGAAGGGAAGGAGGGUGGUACAGGACAAAACAGUAUGACUAUGUCUUAUGGUGAAAUCACUCUAGAUCAAGAAUUGCGGAAUUGUAGAAAGAGCAGCAAAAGCCCAGAAUCUGAAACAGCUGAUGAGCAUCUUGAGAAAAUAAAACAAUACGGCUUUGACUCGGCUUUUCAGCAAAUGUCCGACUCCAUCGAGCAUGAUGCUGCCUCGGAAUGUGAGGAUAAAAUUAUAAGAGAGGAUUCUGAGCGUGAGGAUAUUGAUGAAGAUGUCAUGUCCGGCUCCUACGGAGAGAUUUCUUUGGAUCGGGAGUUGCUCAGCUCAAACAAGAAUAGUGAUUCCCCUAGUAGUAAGGAGGAUUUAAAAAUGGAUGAGAAUAAAUUGACAGAGGACACUGUUAAGGAGAAAAGGAGGCCGGAUAGUUUAGUUUUGACUCAAAAUCCGUUAAGUCAUAAUGAGUAUGUUGGUACAAGUAGAGAAGAAGGCGUUCAACAAAUGCACAAAAGCCAGCAGACGUCAGAGUGUCGCACUAGCGCCGAGGUCUCCCCUUCACUUAGCUCAGAGGAGUAUGCCUUACAUUCCAUGGGUCAUGCCCGUAGUGGGAGUGACACAAGCGGCCUUUCUGAAUUGCAGGGUACACUGACUGUUGACGGUGACCUGGUCACUUUUGUUGCUGAGGAUUUGCAAGAGAAGAUCAAAAUGAGUAGUCCUGUUUCACGUGUCACGGAUACCUCCUCAUUUCCUGGCUCUCGUUCUUCUACUCCAAGCCUCUACAGGCAAGCGCUGCAACCGCAAUUUCAUAUUGUUGACCCCCAUGUGAUAUCAGAUCUCGAAGCACAAGCAAAAAAAGUUGCAACUGUCAUUGAUACAAUGCUAGAGAAUCUGAGUGAAACGUUACAAAGUAAAAAAAAAUAUUGAUAUAAUUAUGAAAUUUGAUGUAUCUUUAUGAAUGAAUUUUAAGUUUAGACACCCUUUUAACUGGCCUCCAUUUAACUGAAUAUCUGAUUUCAGUGGUUAAAAUGAAAAAUUAGCAGUCAACUCAAAUGAUUUUAAAAACAAUUGUAAAAAGGAAAAAAAAAUUGAGAUUAAAUAGUCCUUUAAAGUAGGUGGAGAAAAAAAGAAAGACAGGGCAUAUUGAUCGAAUGAUUACAAUAGUAAAAUAUGUUAAAUCUUGCUAAAUGAGUGAGUGUAUAUAUAUAUAUUUUUUUGUUUUGCAUGUAUUUAGUCUCAUAAAGGAGUCUCAUUUAUUGUAAUGUUAUCUAUGCACCAAAACUUAGGAGAUAAAAAAGCAUAGGAUCUUUAUUAGAUUACUAAUUUAACUUUUCCUUUUACUUAAGUAUUUAUUUAUUUAUUUUUUAAAAAAAAGAAAAAAACUUGUAUGGUGGCAUACUUAAAAAAAUUUUGCAUUUUUUAUUUAUUAAUUAUUACUUAUAUGGAUUUUUAUACAUUUUUAAAAAUGCAUAUUAAAGUUGAAUGCUUUAAGUGUUCAUUGUAAAUAAUUCUGGCGUGCAAAAUAAUUAUCCAGCUCAGUUUACUGUAUCAAUUACAACCUAUGCAAUGCUUUUUAUUAUUAGGGUUUCAUUGUUUCUUUCAUAAACUACAGCCAUUCAGUUCAGUUAAAUGGAGUCUGUUGUAUCCUCAUAAAUAUUACGUAAAUUUUACAAAAUUAUUUAAAUUCAUAUUCUUUUACUUCAAAUUUGAAAAGGAAUGUGAUUCCCAAUUUUCAAAUAAAAAAUUAAAUGAAUUUUUAAAACAAAUGCCUCUCUAGUCAGUAAUUGUAUCAGGAUUUUCAUGUUUUAAAAUCAGGGUAGGCACUCUCUCUUUGAAUCUGGAAUUUUUAGGGGAAUUCAUAUUCAACUCUAGAAAUUCUUAGAGUACUAACAGUGUAAUGACUAGACAUAAUUUUAUAAGUGUAUUUUAAUCCAAUACUAGACAUUAAAGCUCUUUUUAUGUAUAUAAUCGAUCAUAUCUUAUAAAAAAACUUAUUCCAUUGGUUUAGUGAAAUCUGUGAAAGUUGAUCAGUCAUUCUUCAUUACUUUUGCAGUCUAGUUUUGAAAAAUGCAUCAAUUGAGUAAUAAAUAAAAUAUGAGUAAUUUUUUUAUAUCAUUUGAUAUAUAUCAUUGUUUCUCAAUCACUUCUCUGCAGAUUUAUAUAAAUUGGUUUAGGCUUAAAAUAUUUUUCAUUGCUUAGAGCAUGUGAAUAAUUAUUGAUCAAAAACAAAUUGGUUUAAAUUUUUUUUUUUUAAGCUCCACAAUUUACAUGUGUAAAGCCAUGUCACUAAAAUAUUUUACCAGUCUUUCAGGUUAAUCGGGUUGAGAAGCAGUGUGUGAUAGAAAAAAAUUACUCAUCCUUCUUUAUAAGUUGUCAUAUAUUUCAUAUUAUAAUUCUAAAUAAUUAAUAUAUAUAUAAAACAAAUUAACAUCACUUUAAAAUUGUUUUCAGAAAAUAUUUUAUUUAAAAUAGAUUAAUUACCACAUUUGAAUUACUAUUUUAGUAAACUCAUUAGUUAAAAAAAAAUAAAUAAUUUCUUAAAAUAUCACUGCAUGCGAACAUAUAUUCGAUUAGAAAACUUACAAUAUGCAUUUUAACAUUUUAAAUUUCAUUUUGAUAUACUUACAAACCUAUAUUCAAAUAAUUCUCAUGAAAAAAUGAAACAGCUUUUUCUGCUCAACUUAUCGAAGUGUUAGAAUAACACUCCUAGACAAAUUUGACUUGGAUUUCAAUGGUCAACUUUCAUGAUAGACUGAUGGUCAGGUUAAAAAGAUUUUGCCACCUUUUAUAAUAUGGGAAAAAUUUAAAUCAUUCAUAAUAUAGGCAAACUUACAAAGAUGCUUAACUUAACAGGUUUCACUUUGCUAUCAUUUAUUUUUCUUGUUAUCUAUGCUAUAUUAAUGAAUUCUUCUAGUUCCUAAUUUACUCAUUUCAAUUUUCUAUUAACAAAGUGUUUUCCUUAUUUAAAUUAAAUUUCUUUAAAAAUUAAGAGUAUUGACAAUUUUGAAUAAUUCAUAUCUAGAGAUUUUUAUAAAUUAAUUUUAAAUUUUGUAAAUAUACAUAUAUUUGUUUAAUAUCGUGAAGCUUGAAUAAUUAUAGAGGAAAAAAAAUUUACAAUUUUAAUUUUGGGAAGAAUUCCUGUAAUAGCAAGUAAAUGUUUAAAUCAUUAUUAAAAAUAAGCUAAUUUAAAGUGUGAAAGUUUGUAAAACUUACCAAAUUUUUCUCUAAAAAUUUCAAGGAAUUAAAAUUUUUGUGGAGAGUAGCUACCCUGAGAAUACAAAUUCUACUUCCUGAUAUGCUCGAAAUAAGAAAAUUGUAUUUGUUAUUUAAAUGUAUUAUGUAAUUUAUUAACAACACUAACAUAUAAAUACUAAUAUAAUUUUUGUUGUUUUUCGUAAAUUAUUGUAUAAAAUGUUUUACCUAUUCUAAUAAAUUGAUAUACAAGUUGC